AUGGCGUAUGGCGGGGUCUUGUUAUGACGGGGUCUUGUUAUGACUUUUGGACCUUCGAUCUUCAGUCGCAUUGUGAGUUUCUCAUGAUGUCAGUCAGCUAAGUGAGGUAUAUUCUCCUAUCCUGAGUUUAAAGAAGCGGAGGGAUGCUUCCCGGAGAAAUGUUUGAACUUCUUGUCAAGUUUGACGGGCAGUGUUGCAGUGUGGCGGUGGAAGCUGCAUGGACCGUCGGGCGUCUGAAAAGUGAAUUUGCUCAUUGCCACAGCGAUGAUGGAUUGAAACCAUCUGAUAUCGAAGUUAUAUUCUGUGGAAAAAAAUUAGCUGACGAAUUGAUAUUGCAGGAUUGUGAACUGCAAGAGACCAGCACUGUGUUCGCAACGAGAAAACGAUCUCCAAGAAGAUGUGAUGACGAUGCGUCGAGCAUGCCAGGGAUGGACAGGCCACCCGAGGGGAGACCGGAGGGGUACAGGUCCCUGGGUGCUGACAUGGCAGAUCUGGAGCCGCAGGUUAUUCAAGGAAUCAUGAGUGAGGAAGCUGGAAGUCACGAGCAAGAACCAUCAACACUACAUACUGGGAAAAUGAAGCCUCAGAUCUAUGUAUACUGCAAGUCCCAAUGUCACUCGAUUCAGCCAGGAAAACUCAGAGUGUGUUGCAGAACUUGCAAGGGAGGAACGUUUGUCGUCCAUCAAGAUCCAUCUUGUUGGGAGGAUGUCUUGACGCCGUUCAGUAUCUCUGGAGUCUGUCAAUCUGAUGGAUGUUCGGGAACAAUUGCUGAGUUUUACUUCAAGUGCGGCCGUCACCCUACUUCUGACGACUACAGGGCCGUGGCCCUGGACCUCAUCAAGUGUAACACGAGGAAUGUCAUCUGCUUAACUUGUGAAGAUGUUCGUGAUCGUGUGCUAGUCUUCCCCUGCCCAGCCCGUCAUACAAUCUGCUUAGAUUGCUUUGCUGAAUAUUGUCAGGUGCAACUCAAUGAGAGAAGGUUCACAGCUGAUGGAGAGCUUGGCUACACCCUGCCAUGCCCAGUAAGAUGUCCAGGGUCACUGAUCAAGGAAACUCAUCAUUUUCGGAUACUGGGCGAUGAGCAGUAUGCCAGGUAUCAGCGGUUCGGCGCCGAGGAGUGUUUGCUUCAAGGUGGCGGAGUGCUGUGCCCCGCACCGGGGUGUGGAGCUGGUCUGGUGCCGGACCCUGGAUCACGGAGAGUAGAGUGUGUCCAACAGGCUGGUCACGGGUGUGGGUUGGUCUUCUGUCGUGAGUGUCGUAACGCAUACCACCCAGGGGACUGUGACACAACGGUGGCACAACCUGUCACAGACGGGGGUGGGGAUGCCUACACCGUGAGUACUGAGCGAGCAGCUCAGGCACAGUGGGAGUUGAGUCGAAGCCGAGAGACCAUCCGACAAACCACCAAGCCAUGCCCGAAAUGCAAGGCACCCGUCGAAAAAAGUGGUGGUUGUAUGCACAUGGUGUGUACUGUACAGCAAUGCAAGUUUGAAUGGUGCUGGGUAUGCAGCAUCGAGUGGAACCAUCAGUGUAUGGCAGACCACUGGUUUGAUGUCAACGGAUGACCCCCCCUCCCCCCCCCCCUUUCAUGUUUGGAUGUGGUUAGAGGGAAGUGUGGCCUUGUGGUUAAAUAAAUGAAUAAAUUUAGUAGGCUAAUAGUCCCUACUCGCAGCAGAAGCUGAAUUGUGAAGGAUGCAGCUACAUGGUCGAGCCGAAGGCAUGUAAAGGCGCCUUAGGCUGCCGCCAUUCGACCUAUGUCUGACCACAGAGCACAGCCAGAUCAAAAAUGUUGAUUUUAAGGGUUCGUGACUCAUGAUCAGAGGGUCAGGGGUUCG
Messenger RNA from Patiria miniata (bat star), 1835 nucleotides. RefSeq names its product E3 ubiquitin-protein ligase parkin-like (gene prkn). NCBI's taxonomy places the organism in Eukaryota, Metazoa, Echinodermata, Asteroidea, Valvatida, Asterinidae. Gene Ontology annotation, biological process: regulation of apoptotic process; autophagy of mitochondrion; protein polyubiquitination. The transcript is spliced from 10 exons. Gene Ontology annotation, cellular component: mitochondrion; ubiquitin ligase complex; Golgi apparatus. The record is from RefSeq and is a predicted model, not a curated record. Gene Ontology annotation, molecular function: ubiquitin protein ligase activity; ubiquitin conjugating enzyme binding; zinc ion binding. The coding region runs from base 144 to 1565 and encodes 473 amino acids.